Centruroides sculpturatus (bark scorpion) is the source of this 2037-nucleotide messenger RNA. RefSeq names its product ufm1-specific protease 2-like. The coding region runs from base 219 to 1988 and encodes 589 amino acids. The transcript has 13 exons. The record is from RefSeq and is a predicted model, not a curated record. NCBI's taxonomy places the organism in Eukaryota, Metazoa, Arthropoda, Arachnida, Scorpiones, Buthidae.
CGGAAAAGUUUAAAUUUUGAUUAUAAUCUUCUUAAAUAUAUUUACAUAGAAAGAAUAAAGUGCCAUUUUAUUCAUUUUUCGAAAAAAUAUUGAAACCCAAUCAUUUACGCCACCUGUCGGAGCAACGUGGAAUUUAUAAAGAAAAUAUACAACGUGAACGUAAUGGAGAAAAUGUAUUUUUCUUAAAUUCCUGAAAUUAGCAGUUUAAAAGGAAUAAAAUGGAGGAAAUUAUAAUAACAGAAUCGUUAAGAAAUAAUCUUCAAAAUUUGAUAAAUAAUGAAAGUGCAAACAAGGAGAAGACAGGAAUAAUAACUGGAAGCAUCCUGGAUGGAACAAUUAUAUGCUUAGGAUGUUCUCUGACAGAUAAACAUCUUCCUGUGGGUAUUCAAGUUGUUGGUUCAUUUUUUCAAAUGUUACCUGAAGAAGUCACAGAAAUACUAGUUCAGCAAACGUUAGAAAACUAUGUAACAAAUUAUGAGGAACUGUCAAAUAUUGAAUAUGGUAUCUUAUUAUUUGUUUCAAAAAUUCCAUCAAGCAAAGAUAUUAAUAUUGAAGCAAGACUCUAUUCACCUUCAGCUCUAAUAAUUGGAGAUUCUGUUCCUAUUACUAUUUCAGAUACAAUCUUACAGAAAUUCUUAUUGCUCAGAGCAAGAGGUGAAAUUGAAUUAUCAUUUGAAAUUGCUGAUAAUGAAAAAGAAUUUCAAGGAUUGUCUUUAACAUCAGCUAUUGAAAAAUUGCAAAGUGUAUUUUCUGAUUUUUCAACUUUUCACUUAAGAGAUUCAUUAUUGCUGUUGCUAAAAAAUGACCAAAUGAUCGAUGGUUUAACAUGUUGCAAUUUGAAGGACUGUAUAGAAGCAAGUGAUAAUUAUCAAAGACAGAAACAGAGCAAGAAGCAAAUAUUUGACUUGUCAAAACAAGAAGUUCUAAAUUUUGAUAUUUUACUUCAAACAACAGGAGAUCAACAAAACUUCACUCCUGUCAUCCAUUAUCAAAGAAAGGUUUUUCAAAGUGUUACUAUACCUUUAUUUCUUGAUGUAAUGGCUGUUGUACAAGAAACACUUCCUAUUUCCAAACUGGUUAAUAUGCUAAUGGAUGGUAUUGUUCAUCAGUUAGAUGAAAUUAAGCUAUGUCUUUUAAAAUUUAAGCAGGGAACAGAAUAUUUUACACCAGUUUCUUAUUAUUUUUGGCCAAUAACAAGUAAUUAUCCAAUAUCAAUUACUUAUCCACAUAGUUUAAAUGAUAAGCAGCUAGAGUCUUAUCGAAAAGAACUACAUCAACAAUUACUGCUACCACUUGACAAACCAUUAUUACGUUUAAGUAAUAAAAAAAUAUUCAUAAACGACUUAAAUGAACCGUAUUUAACUAACACUCAUGUUGGUCUAGCUUCUUCAGGCAUACAAAAUGGUAAACCUUCUAUUAUUUGGGGAACAUACACCUAUCAUCAUUAUAUGCAAGACAGAAUUGACGAUAAUGGUUGGGGUUGUGCAUAUAGAUCAUUGCAAACCAUCAUAUCUUGGUUCCGACAUCAAGGUUAUACAGAUGUUGCUAUACCUACACACAAAGAAAUUCAGCAGGCUUUAGUAACUCUGGGAGAUAAACCAUCAUCAUUUGUGGGUUCAAAAAAAUGGAUUGGUUCUCAAGAAGUCAGUUAUUGCCUGAAUCAUUUUAUUGGAGUGACAUCCAAAAUAAUGUUUGUUAGUUCUGGUUCUGAGCUGGCAAAUAAGGGUAGAGAAUUAUCCAGUCAUUUCUCAACACAAGGUACUCCAAUUAUGAUAGGUGGUGGUAUGUUAGCUCAUACAAUACUUGGAGUGGAUUUUAACGAAAGUAGUGGGGAACUAAAAUUCCUGAUCCUAGAUCCACAUUACACUGGGUCCGAAGAUAUCAAUAUAAUUCAAAAUAAGGGUUGGUGUGGAUGGAAAGAUCCUUCUUUCUGGGAUGCUUCAGCAUUUUAUAAUUUAUGUAUGCCUCAACGUCCAAUAGAAAUCUAAAUUCACACUAGAGUCAAUAUAUAUUAAUGCACAAAUUUAUUUUUGUAAC